Messenger RNA from Musca domestica (house fly), 2386 nucleotides. It is a transcript of the gene Acadvl, whose product is annotated as very long-chain specific acyl-CoA dehydrogenase, mitochondrial. Lineage: Eukaryota; Metazoa; Arthropoda; Insecta; Diptera; Muscidae. Gene Ontology annotation, molecular function: flavin adenine dinucleotide binding; fatty-acyl-CoA binding; very-long-chain fatty acyl-CoA dehydrogenase activity. The coding region runs from base 78 to 1952 and encodes 624 amino acids. The transcript has a single exon. The record is from RefSeq and is a predicted model, not a curated record.
UUUCAAGAGAAAAUCAAAUUCCAUCCAGCUCGAUCAAAGUCCAUCAUUAUUCAGUUAGUCGUCAUUUAAUAACAAAGAUGUUCAAAGUAAUCGAAAAAGUUGCUCCUUCGAACAAAACGAAAUACUUGUUGCGUUUGUACGCUACAGCCGCACCAAAAACUUCUUCCAAUCCUAAACGUGAAGUAAAGAAACCCCAGGAAAAUGCCUCCUUUAUGGCAAACAUCUUUCGUGGCAGUUUAGCAUCGACGCAAGUCUUUCCCUAUCCGGACGUACUUACCGAAGAAGAAAAAGAACUAACAGCCAGUCUCAUAGAUCCAUUUGAAAGAUUUUUCCGUGAAGUCAACAACGCUGCAAGGAAUGACGAAAACUCCCAAAUUGAUGAAGAGACUUUGAAUCAAUUGUGGGAAUUGGGAGCGUUCAGUAUUCAAGUGCCCAAUGAUUUUGGUGGCCUUGGUCUUAACAACACUCAGUAUGGACGUUUGUGUCAAAUUGUAGGAGCUAAUGAUUUGGGUUUGGGCAUUACCAUUGGUGCUCAUCAAAGUAUUGGCUUUAAGGGCAUUCUGUUGUACGGCACCCCUGAACAGAAAGCCAAAUAUUUACCACAAGUAUCCACCGAGAAAGUAUAUGCUGCUUUUGCUUUAACUGAACCCAGUGCUGGUUCUGAUGCGGGUUCCAUCAAGUGCAGAGCUGUUAAGAGUGCUGACGGCAAACAUUAUAUUUUAAAUGGUUCCAAGAUUUGGAUUUCCAAUGGUGGAAUUGCCGAUAUAAUGACUGUUUUUGCUCAAACCGAAAUGACAGAUCCUAAUACCGGCGAGAAGAAAGACAAGGUAACAGCUUUUAUUGUUGAAAGAGGCUUUGGCGGAGUCACAAAUGGCGCACCUGAAAAGAAAAUGGGUAUCAAAGCUUCCAAUACUGCAGAGGUCUACUUUGAGGAUGUUAAAAUUCCCAUUGAAAAUGUUUUGGGCCAGGAAGGUGAAGGUUUCAAGGUGGCCAUGAACAUUUUGAACAAUGGCCGCUUCGGCAUGGGAGCCACAUUGUCGGGUACCAUGAAACACUGCAUUGCCAAAGCUGUGGAACAUUGCAACAACAGAACACAGUUCGGAAAGAAAUUGAAGGAUUACAAGGGUAUACAAGAAAAGAUUGCCCAGAUGAGUCUGAUCCAGUAUGCCACCGAGUCUAUGGCUUUCCAAAUUUCCCAGAAUAUGGAUGCUGGAAGUCAAGAUUAUCAUUUGGAGGCUGCUAUUUCUAAAAUAUUUGCUUCGGAGGCAGCUUGGUAUGUAUGUGAUGAAUCCAUACAAAUAUUGGGUGGUAUGGGCUUUAUGCGGGAGACCGGUUUGGAGCGUGUUAUGCGCGAUUUACGUAUCUUCAGAAUAUUUGAAGGUACUAACGACAUCUUGCGCUUGUUUGUUGCCCUGACUGGUAUUCAGUAUGCUGGAUCCCAUCUCAAGGAAUUGCAGAGGGCUUUCAAAAAUCCCGCCGCUAACUUGGGUUUGAUUUUCAAAGAAGCAUCCCGCCGAGCAGCCUCCUCUGUGGGUAUUGGUGGUACUGAUCUUUCGCCGUUUGUUGCUCCUCAACUGACAGCAACAGCCAAAGAUGCAGCCGAAUGCAUAGAUAUGUUUGGACAAACUGUUGAAAGCCUACUUGUUAAAUACGGCAAGAAUAUUAUAAAUGAACAAAAUGUACUCAAUCGUUUGGCUGAUGCUGCCAUCGAUAUUUACUCAAUGGUUGUCACCCUAUCGCGUUCGACACGGGCUGUGAAUGAAAAACUAGAAACCGCCGAACAUGAAUUGGAGCUAACCAAAGCCUGGUGUUAUCAGGCCAACGAAAGAUGCCGAACCAAUCUUAAACAUGCCACAUCUGGUGGUCAUGUUAACUUCUAUAAGGAUUUGUCGAAAGUAGCUGAGACUGUAUUAGAAAAUGGUGGUGUAAAAACCACAAAUAUCGUAGGAUAAAAUAUAUAGGCAUAUGUAAACGAAAACGAAACAUCACCAUCCAUUUUAACGAAAUUAUCCAUCGACGUUGUGAUUUUUUAUGAGAUUCUAUGCCAUUUUUGUUAUUGUCAUUUUCUUUUUGUGAUUUUGUUUUUUUGUUAACCUUCAAAGCGGCUUGUUCGUUUGACAUUGCAAAUGCACAUUUGAAGGAUUUUCCGUAAACAUAGACAGUCGACCGUAUAAAAUAAACGAUUUAACAAUGUUUCAUUUGCCAAAUUGUUUCAUAGAGGUCUUGUAUCUUUUGUGGAUGGAUAAUUUCGUUGCCAAACUUAACGAUGAUAUGAUAAUCGACCUAGAUAUAAUUAUAAAUGUAUGUAUGUUGAAGAAUUAUUGUUUAGUAAAUUAAAGUAUUUUUUUAAAACUAAUAAACGUGCCUUGUUUAGGUAUAAAUAAUA